GGGUGGAAACAAACUCCAAACACAAAAGGCUAAAACAGGUGUGAUUAUUUUUAAUGCAGUACGUUGCCCCACAAGACUUAAAUAUUGAAUAAAACCCGAGCGAUUCAUCGAAGAUCUGCAGAGCUCCGACCUAACGGAGUUCCCCGCGUUAUAACGAAUCGGCGUUGAAGGAUUUCAGGGCUAUUUGACAUUGCCGCUCCCACGUGUUCUCUUCCAUCCAGCGGCUUUGGCACCCGCCGUGACCCCGACUCUCCGCCCCCGAACUCGACUGGCAGCGCAGCCCCCCAAGCCUGUGCUGUUCUCGGAAGCGAGAGCCUGUGCCUAAGUAAGAAAUCAGGCCUCACUGGGGACAAUCAAGCAAAGGUUGGACAACUGCUUUUCCAGAACAGAAAAGAAACUCAUGCAUCAGAAAAGGUGACUAAUAGACGUACCAAAAGAAUAUGGCUGCACAAAUGCCAGAGUCUGAUCAGAUAAAACAGUUUAAGGAAUUUCUUGGAACCUACAAUAAACUUACAGAAACUUGUUUUUUGGACUGUGUUAAAGACUUCACAACAAGAGAAGUAAAACCUGAAGAGACCACCUGUUCAGAACAUUGCUUACAGAAAUAUUUAAAAAUGACACAAAGAAUAUCCAUGAGAUUUCAGGAAUAUCAUAUUCAGCAGAACGAAGCCUUGGCAGCCAAAGCAGGGCUCCUUGGCCAACCACGAUAGAGCAGUCCCGAUGGAUGGACUUUCCAUGAAAGAUUGCCAACAGCUGUCGCACUGGAAAUGAGGAUUCAUCUGAUAGAAUCCCCUGAAAAGCAGUAUCCACCAUGUUAAACCAUCUGUCAUGACUGUUUGGCAAAUGGAAACCACUGGAGAAACAAAAUUGCUGUUUACCAGGAAUAAUCAAAAUAGAAGGUCUUAUUGUUCAAUGAAAAUAGUAAGAUACAACAUUUGUUGAGGCCUUAAGAUUCAGCAGCUUAGUCACUUGAUUAGAAAAAUAAACCAUUGUUUCUUCAAUUGUGACUGUUAAUUUUAAAGCAAAAUAUGUGUUCAAUCAUGUAUGAGAUAGAAAAAAUUUUUAUUACUAAAAGUAAAAUAAAUGGAAGUAUCACUGAGCAGUUGUUUAUACUAUAUAGUACCAUAGUAUUCUGACUGGACUGUGGAUACGUUGAAAUAUUUUCAAUCAGGAUCAUCCUCCAAGCAUUCCUGUUCAUUCAUGUCUGCCUCAAAUUGCUGGUAAAUACAUAAAAUAGUUACUUGCUGAUCAUUUCAAUGCACGAUCAUUUUCUUGCCUCCCUUCUUGUGUCAGGGUGGGCAUUACACAUUUUCAUAUAUUUCAGGAAACAACCCAUCUGAAACUAGCAUGAGAAUGUUUAAGAGUUGAUUGCUAUGCUCUAGUGGAGUGUGUUGUUUUGUGUUUUGUUCAAAAGCUGAGAAUCAACAUGAAUGAUUCUGAGUCGGACCAAUAAUACAGUGUAUUCUCAGUGGUGACAUGUGAUCUGUGUAAUAAACUGAACCAAAGGUAAAGUAAUGUCUUAUGACUAAAUGGAUCUGAAAACAAAUCCAAGCAUUUUCAUAAAUUCUAGUUGAUGCAUAAGCAUAUCAAGCAGUUUGAUAAAUGUAAAUGGAAUAAUACCUAUAAAUAAACUAGCUGACGAAUGGAUUUCAUUUGAUACCAACCUAAACUUGUACCUAAGAGAAUACUAAUUAUCCCAUAGGUUUAAACUUACCAAAGUGAUUUCUAUGUUUUGACAUAUUAAUGGAAAGUAGAAGUGUUCUACUUUGGUAGUUUGCUGUUCUUUAUAUUACAUCUAAUUUUUAAGCAUUAGGUCUUUUAAUUAACAAUACUAUUUAACUUAAAGGCCUCUGUUGACAUUACAAUCAAUAACUGUGAUAUCUUUGAACGUAAAAAGACAAAAUAUUAACAAUGCUAUCCUUUAAAUCAAACUUGAAAAAUGUAUAAUACGUUACAAAACAUACAAUUCAUUAUGGUCAAAGAACAUGAAAGAAUUGGCUUGUUUUAUCUUAAGGUCAGAAAAGCAAACAAAAAUAAAGAGAUUUUACUCAUUUAA
Molecule: messenger RNA, 2056 nt
Organism: Pteropus alecto (black flying fox)
Lineage: Eukaryota; Metazoa; Chordata; Mammalia; Chiroptera; Pteropodidae
Gene: TIMM9
Product: translocase of inner mitochondrial membrane 9
Exons: 6
Coding region: 441-710 (89 amino acids)
Source: RefSeq, a predicted model, not a curated record